ACUUUCGGACAGCUCAGAGAUAUCACUACAGACACAUUCCAAGAACAGGAUGAGGGCUUCCGCAUGGUAGCGCUGCCGCAUGUUGCAAAUUUUCCAUUUUUAAAAGAAAGUAUUCAGACAAAGAAAGAUUCGGAGUGAAAAAAAGAAAAAAAUUCUCACCUUGGUUGAGUUCCAGCAACUUCAUCAUCCUCUGUGAGUGUCUGCAAAUGUUCAAGUUCCUUUUUUGCACUUCCACUUGCACCACCCACUUUACUCUCUGAACCCCAAAGGAUAUAGUUGAAGUAUAUACUGCUAAUAUGAAGGAUUGUUGGUUUUUGGACAACAAUUUGAAUGGGGUAUCGGAUGAAGUUUUUGAUGUGGUGGGGUUUUUUGAUUUCCCAAUAGAAGAUGUGGAAGAUGAUGCUGUGGAGGAGGAUUGGGGUGCUCAGUUUAAACAACUUGAAGAGCCAUCUCUUGGUGUGUUUUCGGUAUCACCAUCCGGGCUGAGUGAUAAAACUAAGAAUGAGAAUCCGAAACUUGGGAGGAGUAUCUCUACUCCUGUGGCCGAUCCAGCUCGGCCUACAUAUGGCAAUACUAUUCGGAACCAGAAUGUCUCUUUUAAUGGGAAAAGGGUGCCCAAGUUCCAAACCUACAGCCCUGUGUCUGUCUUUGAAAGCAGUAGUUCCUCCUCGGUCGAGAACUCUAACUUUGAUCUACCUGUCAUCCCGGUAAAGCGUCCUCGAGGCAAACGCCGGCCUCUCUCAAGCUUCAGCUUGCUAUUAUCUGUUCCAUUCGUCUCUAACUCCCCAAAAGGUGAGGCAAAUGAUUUCUCUGGAUCAAAUUUACAAACACAAGCUGAUGGUAAAUUAAUAAGCAGUCUCAAAAAGAAGCAGAGGAGUAAGGAUCUACCUUUGCUUUCAGAUCAUACUGAGAAGAAGGGAUAUGCAUUGCAAGGGUCAGUUACCCACCGAAAAUGCAUGCAUUGUGAGGUGACAUCUACGCCGCAGUGGAGAGAAGGACCCAUGGGUCCAAAGACACUUUGCAAUGCUUGUGGGGUUCGGUAUAGGUCCGGCCGGCUCUUCCCUGAAUACCGGCCUGCAGCUAGCCCUACGUUUGUACCAUCAUUGCACUCGAACUCUCACAGGAAGGUCAUCGAAAUGAGGAGCCGAACUGCGACAGAGACUCUUAAGGGUUCUUCUAUGUUGGACAAAGUGUUGUGAGAUUUAAGAGGGAGAGAAUAGAAUGAAGGCGGUGUUUGAGUACAUUUCGCCGGCGGAGGAGGCGAAGCCGGCGAACCAGUCAAGCAUAGUUCUAAGUACGGAUCAAGUAACAGCAGGUGAAGCAAUGAGGUGAAAUUGGAUUAGUGGAUAAAGAAUCCUUGAAAUUGAAUGCUGCAAGUUCAAGGACAUGAAGAACUCAGAUCAAGUGUGUAGAAAGGACAACAUGCAUAGUUUUUUGACCUGUAGUCCUGAAUGGUGCCUCUACUUUUACAGCUUCAUUUUCAGUAUAUUAUGUUAUGUCCAUUUUAGAUCCAUGUGAGGUGAAAGAUUAACAUGUUUUGUAUUCUUGGUAGUAAUUUCUUCAUGAGAGUUGGAAUUUUGC
Molecule: messenger RNA, 1581 nt
Organism: Arachis stenosperma
Lineage: Eukaryota; Viridiplantae; Streptophyta; Magnoliopsida; Fabales; Fabaceae
Product: GATA transcription factor 11-like
Exons: 4
Coding region: 297-1199 (300 amino acids)
Biological process (GO): regulation of DNA-templated transcription
Molecular function (GO): sequence-specific DNA binding; zinc ion binding
Source: RefSeq, a predicted model, not a curated record